This is a messenger RNA of Alligator sinensis (Chinese alligator), 1814 nucleotides long. RefSeq names its product protein kinase cAMP-activated catalytic subunit alpha (gene PRKACA). The transcript is spliced from 10 exons. Gene Ontology annotation, cellular component: nucleus; cAMP-dependent protein kinase complex. Lineage: Eukaryota; Metazoa; Chordata; Crocodylia; Alligatoridae. Gene Ontology annotation, molecular function: protein kinase A regulatory subunit binding; cAMP-dependent protein kinase activity; ATP binding. Gene Ontology annotation, biological process: peptidyl-serine phosphorylation. The coding region runs from base 333 to 1355 and encodes 340 amino acids. The record is from RefSeq and is a predicted model, not a curated record.
UCUGUGGUGCCCCGGAGGGGACAAAUUGGGUUUCCAUUCCUAGCUGUUGGCUGUGCUACAGCAUCCAGGAGGGGUCGCACCCAGAGGCUCGCUUGGCACAUCUACAGCUCCCCAGAGGGGUCAGAUCAGGGGCUUCUCUCCCUGCCUAUUGACCAAACUCAGGCUCCCCAGAGGAGCAUUCCCAGGAGGCCUCUGUCCCUCCAACCCCUGUACGGCACCCCGGAGGGCUCAACCCAGCCCAGCCCUCCAGCAGCAGUAGGCUUUUGGGCCCAAAUAGAUUGACCCCACCAGGGCACCGUAGGCCGAGCCCCAGGGCAGCAGAAAGUGGCAAGAUGGAGGCAGGCGUGAAGGAGUUCCUGGCCAAAGCCAAAGAAGAUUUCCUCAAGAAAUGGGAGAGCCCCUCACAGAACACAGCCAGUCUGGACCAGUUUGAUCGCAUCAAGACGCUGGGCACAGGCUCCUUCGGGCGUGUGAUGCUGGUGAAGCACAAGGAGACAGGCAACCACUAUGCCAUGAAGAUCCUGGAUAAGCAGAAGGUGGUGAAGCUGAAGCAGAUUGAGCACACCCUCAAUGAGAAGCGUAUCCUCCAGGCUGUCAACUUCCCCUUCCUCGUCAAGCUCGAGUACUCCUUCAAGGACAACUCCAACCUGUACAUGGUGAUGGAAUAUAUCCCGGGCGGGGAGAUGUUCUCCCAUCUACGGCGAAUCGGGAGGUUCAGCGAGCCUCAUGCCCGGUUCUACGCGGCCCAGAUCGUGCUGACCUUCGAGUACCUGCACUCACUUGACCUCAUCUACCGUGACCUCAAGCCCGAGAACCUGCUCAUCGAUCAGCAGGGCUACAUUGAGGUGACAGAUUUCGGCUUUGCCAAGAGGGUGAAGGGGCGCACCUGGACGCUGUGUGGGACCCCUGAGUACCUGGCACCCGAGAUCAUCCUGAGCAAGGGGUAUAACAAGGCUGUGGACUGGUGGGCCCUGGGUGUCCUUAUCUACGAGAUGGCGGCUGGCUACCCCCCCUUCUUCGCGGACCAGCCCAUCCAGAUCUAUGAGAAAAUCGUCUCCGGGAAGGUGCGGUUCCCGUCGCACUUCAGCUCGGACCUCAAGGACCUGCUGCGCAACCUGCUCCAGGUCGACCUCACCAAGCGCUUCGGAAACCUCAAGAAUGGCGUCGCGGACAUCAAGAACCAUAAGUGGUUUGGUACCACUGACUGGAUUGCUGUCUACCAGCGCAAGGUGGAAGCCCCCUUCAUACCAAAGUGCAAAGGCCCCGGCGACACAAGCAACUUCGAUGACUAUGAGGAGGAGGAGAUCCGUGUCUCACUCACCGAGAAGUGCGCCAAGGAGUUUGCCGAGUUCUAGGCUGGGCCGGGGGCUAUGCAGGGGGUGGGGCGGGGUGUAAUGGUGGGCGCAUCCACCCACAUCUGGGUAAUUGGGGCAGGGGGCAAGACGGGGAGCCCCAUCACCUGCCCCCCUGGCACUGCCCAUCCCUGCCACCCCAGCUUUCUCACUAGCUUUAAUUUGGGGGGCUGGAGGACACUUCUAUGGCCAUCCGUUUGUUACCCAUCACCCCCUUGGGGGGGAUCAGACCCCCUAGGGGGCAAUUAGACCCUAUCCCUGGGAGGGGGUCAGAGCUCCUUGUCCCCCUGGAGGACAGUUAGGUCCCUCUCCCUGUUCCCCCUUCCCACCCUUCCUGGGGUGGAUCAGACCCCUCUGCCCCUGGUUUUAUAAUUGCCUUUUUUGUGGCAUCCAGUUCCCCUUUUUAAUGACAGAACAUGAGAAAUCGGCUCUUUCCAGGGAGGAAAUAAAAAGUACCCAGUU